Molecule: messenger RNA, 1115 nt
Organism: Vigna umbellata (rice bean)
Lineage: Eukaryota; Viridiplantae; Streptophyta; Magnoliopsida; Fabales; Fabaceae
Product: protein SOB FIVE-LIKE 5-like
Biological process (GO): cytokinin biosynthetic process
Source: RefSeq, a predicted model, not a curated record
AUCCAACUUGUUGCUGACCCCAAACCAAAACUAUACAGCCACGUUGCCACGCAGUUAAUAAUAGGCCACACCAUGUAUUGCCAUGUUUCAUCAAACUCUUUUUUUUAUCCUUUUUACCACUCUUCUCUUCAUCAUAAAUUGGAGGGUAAGUGAAUAACCAACCUACCCCUUUUAGAUUUCAUUCCUUUGGGAGCAGCCAAGGAAAGGAAGAUGAAUGCAUUGGCAUCAUCACAAUGCAGCAGCGGGUGUGAGUCUGGUUGGACUCUAUACCUGGAGCAAUCUCUCCAGCUGAAUCACAAUGCCUUUUCACAUGCAAGUUCCCAGUUUGAUGGUGAAGAUAACGACGAAUACAAAGACAAGAAAGCUAAAAAGGAGGAGGCUGAGGAAGAGGACCUGUCCAUGGUCUCUGAUGCUUCUUCUGGGCCUCCACACUUGCCAGAUGCACAAGAUAAUGGCAGCUUUUACUCUGCAUCUAAGGCAGCAAAACUUGGCAAGAGAAGUAAGAAGAGGCAGAAGGUUAAGGAAUACCAACACCUUCCUUCUUUUCUUGAUGACACUGCUAGCUCUUCUGUCUUUGAUUUCUCCAUGAACAAUGUCACAGUGACCAACCAACAAACUUCCACAGAGAGCUUGCUAGAUUACUCACAAGGUUUCUCUGCUACUUAUUAUGAGGAGAGAUCCUCGUUGCAAGACCAGUUCGGCUUUUUAGAACCAUCCCUGUCAGAAAAUGGAGUUGAAAACAACAAGCAAAUGCUUCUUCUUUACACUGGCCAAUCUUCAUGACUGUAUCCCCCAGAAGUAUUUUAAUUUAUCAUGUGACCGCUCCAUUGCAUUCUGUUCUUGACAAAUAUGGUACGGAAGGAAAGAGAUGGGGAUGAUAUAAAGAUCAGUUCUGUUUCUACUAAUAGUUAUCUCUGCAAUUCAACUUAGUGCGGCGGAAGAUACAGAAGAUCCAUGAAGGGCACAGAAUCAAUAAUGAUGUAGAAGGAAGCUGACAUCAAAAGGGAUUCUGUUCCUUUGUUUUCUUUUAUCGUAUAUUUUAACUGUCAAUGCAGUGAUAAACAACCUGAAAGGAAAAUUUGGAAAUGAACCUUUCUUUUCCUUUUUCUUUGAUA